This is a messenger RNA of Fusarium odoratissimum NRRL 54006, 926 nucleotides long. RefSeq lists its product as uncharacterized. Bases 1 to 867 code for a protein of 288 amino acids. The transcript has 2 exons. The record is from RefSeq and is a predicted model, not a curated record. Gene Ontology annotation, biological process: biosynthetic process. Gene Ontology annotation, molecular function: catalytic activity. NCBI's taxonomy places the organism in Eukaryota, Fungi, Ascomycota, Sordariomycetes, Hypocreales, Nectriaceae.
AUGUCUCUUCGGCCCUACUUGGAAGCUGCCUACAGAGAGGUUCGUUUGUCUACAGGAACCGCACUCAAUCCGCUGCAGAAGCUAGAUUGCCACCUCAAAAAAGGUCAAGACAACUUGAUCCUGGUUUACGGUGGCUCUUUCAACCCCCCGCACCGUGGACAUCUGGAGGUCCUGCUGUCAGCACUGCACCCCGUGGUCAACGCCGUCGCCGUGGUGGUUCUCCCCAGCGAGGAUUUCCACCUACGACACAAAUUGACAAAUAGCCACCCAGAGUUCUUCAUGAGUCGGAAAACGAGAGCUGCACUUUGGGCCGAGAUGCCCCAGGUGCCUAAAAAUAAAGUCUGGAUAUGGUCAGAGACAUGGUAUCCAUUUUUCACAUUUAUGGAAGCGGCGCAGCGGUUUUGCGAAGCGGAUGGUUACAAGAUUGUGUUUUCGCACCUCAUUGGGCCGGAUAACCUCAACAGAGCCGAUGCUCUUAACAAUUUGCCCUACAGGUUGCCGCGAAUACUUGUUACCAAUAAAGCACGGCAUGUACCCUCUCAAUUCUUGCCAAACGGACAGCCAACGAAAUGGAAGGGCUUUGGGGAAUGGCUUCCGCAAAGAAUGACAUGUGAUGACCAAAAUGGGCAACUUGAAGAAGCAGCGGAGGAGGCUACCCUAUGGACUUGUCGAGGUACUGAUAGCCUCGGCCACCAGACAAUGGGUUACUAUUUGGAUUUCGCGAAGAGACCAACUGGGUCUGACAUUAACUCAACAGCCAUGAGGCGAGACCUCCUCGAGAGACACUCAUUGGACGAAGAGAUCCUGGGCCGACUCAGCACCGCUGACCUUCUAAGCAUCUUGGAGCCGGUAUUGCGUGGAGAUUAGACUCAUUGAUAGAACAACCCAAGCAACGCUACUCAUUAUGUCAGAUUGCUCGAAUAGUA